Penicillium bovifimosum is the source of this 1584-nucleotide messenger RNA. RefSeq lists its product as uncharacterized. Lineage: Eukaryota; Fungi; Ascomycota; Eurotiomycetes; Eurotiales; Aspergillaceae. The coding region runs from base 1 to 1584 and encodes 527 amino acids. Gene Ontology annotation, biological process: carbohydrate transport; transmembrane transport. Gene Ontology annotation, cellular component: membrane. The record is from RefSeq and is a predicted model, not a curated record. Gene Ontology annotation, molecular function: carbohydrate:proton symporter activity. The transcript has a single exon.
AUGUUGACCAAACUUAUCGUCAAUGUAUACAAUUUGUGGGUCGUGGUCUUCGUGGCCAUCGGCACAAUUGCCAGUGCCUAUGGGCUGGCUGUCAUCGGAUCGACCGUUGGACAACCAAACUUCUAUACCUACUUCAACUUGGCUACUGAGGGUGAGCCAGAUUACUCCCACACUACAAACAUGAUUGGUGCCCUCAAUGGAAUCAACUCGGCUGGUGCCAUUGUAGGGUGUCUUUACCAGGCCUGGUCAGCAGACUAUUACGGUCGCAAGCGCACCCUGCAAUUUGGAUGCGUGGUGUUGAUUAUCGGUGGUGCAUUAUGCGCAGGUGCUGUCAACAUGGCAAUGUUCCUCGUUGGCCGAUUCAUUGCCGGUGCUGGCGCCGCCAUUCUAGCCUGCAUCGUGCCUAUUUACCAAUCUGAAGUCUCGACCGCAGAGACACGCGGUGCUAUGGUCUCCGUGACGGGCAUUAUGUACGCCGUCGGGUACAGUCUUGCUGGCUGGCUCGGAUACGCUUGUUACUUCAUGAGAGCAACCGAUCGAGCAGCAGAAUUCUCUUGGCGGUUCCCGCUGGCAUUCCAAGUCAUAUUUCCUCUGAUUGUCCUAGCUGGCAGUCCUCUGAUACCAUUUUCUCCCCGCUGGCUGUUGCAGCAAGGGAGACGGGAUGAGGCAUUCGACGUUGUUAGAAAGCUGCACAGUACACCGAGGGAUACUCACGGCGCCAAAGCUGCCGAAGAGUUCCACCUCAUCGAAAAGCAGUUUGAACAUGACAGAUCCAUGAUGGUUCGUCCCUUCGAGCUUUUCCGCACAUUGCCCAACCGCAGACGCGCUCUCGUUGCAUUCAUACUCAUGUGGGGAAACCAAUUCCUUGGAGUGUUUGUCAUGACGAACUACGGUGUCCUAAUCUAUGCCAGCCUCGGGAUGAGUGGCUCUAUUCCACUUCUUCUAAACGCAUGCUGGACAAGCUUUACACUUAUCGGAAACACCUGGACUGCGUUCAACGUGGACAGUGUCGGUCGACGGAAAUGCCUGCUCCUUGGCGCAACCGGGUGCACCGUGUCUGUAAUAUUCCUUUGUGCUAUAACAGCCGAGUAUCUGGGAACAGAUAACAUAGCCGGGCUACGGGCCGGGGUGUUCUUCGUCUUUUUCUUCAUCUUCUGGUGGUCAUUCUUCGUUGAUGCAACGCAAUAUGUCUAUGUCGCGGAGAUAUUCCCGAAUCAUUUGCGCUCACAGGGUGUCGCACUUGGCCUGAGCAGUUUCUACCUUGCUUCCGAGAUCACCCUGGUCGGUGCUCCGGUGGCGCUGAACAACAUUGGAUGGAAAUUCUAUCUAGUGCUGAUCAUUCCUUCUUUCUGCUAUAUUGUUGCUAUUUACCUCCUUUUCCCAGAGACAAAGGGCCAGACCCUGGAAGAGAUCGGUGCGCUCUUCGGUGAUGAAGCGAACGUUGUGUCCCGCCGGUACAACACUACCCAGGAAGGGCGAGGAACAAUGCUAGCAGAAGGAUCCGAAGAGAAAGGUGGAUCGCCGAGGCAUAGCUCAGAUGGUAACGACUCUAAGGCAACCGUCAUCCACGAAGAGGGAUCUUGA